Molecule: messenger RNA, 339 nt
Organism: Nothoprocta perdicaria
Lineage: Eukaryota; Metazoa; Chordata; Aves; Tinamiformes; Tinamidae
Product: loricrin-like
Exons: 1
Coding region: 1-339 (112 amino acids)
Source: RefSeq, a predicted model, not a curated record
AUGUGCUCCCGCCAGGAAAAGGACCAGUGCCACGGGCAGGAGCGCUACGUGCGCCAGACCGGCGGCGGCUGCUGCGGCGGCGGCAGCAGCAGUGGCGGGUGCCACAGCAGCGGUGGCGGCGGCGGCGGGUGCCACAGCAGCGGCGGUGGCAGCGGCGGCGGGUGCCACAGCAGCAGCGGUGGUGGUGGGUGCCACAGCAGCGGUGGCAGCAGCGGCGGGUGCCACAGCAGCGGCGGCUCCGGGUGCCACGGCAAGCCGCAGGUGCAGUACCAGCACCAGCAGCAGCAGCAGCAGCAGCAGCAGCACAUCCAGCAGGUGCCGCAGCAGAAGAUGAAGUGA